AUGGCCCCCGAACGCACCAACACAUCGUGGGACCACGAGUACAAUACUCUUCGCCGCGAGAAGCUCUUCCGAAACCCCCCAACAGACCGAACCGCCUAUCCCGCCCUCCAGCUCGCUGUUGAUCCCCACAUCGAGUCGUUCAAUGCGCUCUUUCGAACCGACGGGAAGCCCGGCCUCCUCGACCAUGCGCUUGCCGAAAUUGGGACCAAGACAUUUCUGGAUGGAGAUGACCGGGCAGCGCCUGCGAACAAGAACAAGUUGACAAUACGCAUCAACGGUGGCGAACCACAAGAGUUUGUCCGCGAGCUGGGCCAGAUGCCCAUCAUGAUCAAGUCCAACAAGUGCCACCUAGAGAACAAUUCCCCGGCACUUCUUGUGCAGAGGAAAGAGGAAUCCGAGGAGCUAGGUGGAUACUUUAUUGUCAACGGCAUCGAAAAGAUUAUUCGUCUGCUCCUGGUCAACCGAAGAAACUUCCCGCUGGCCAUCAUCCGCCCGAGUUUCACGAACCGUGGACCCUCAUACACGCCGUACGGUAUCAUAGUAAGAUCCGUUCGACCAGAUGAAACCUCACAGACCAAUGUGCUCCACUACCUGAACGACGGCAAUGUCACGUUUCGAUUUUCUUGGAGAAAGAACGAGUAUCUCGUACCAGUCAUGAUGAUACUGAAGGCCUUGAUCGAGACGAACGACCGGGAGAUUUUUGAGGGCCUGGUCGGUCCACCCAAUUCAAAGGGUAUCGAGAACACAUUUCUGACGGACCGUGUCGAACUCCUCCUCCGCACCUACAAGACAUACGGCCUUUACACCAAGACACAGACUCGGGCGUAUCUAGGGGAGAAAUUCCGAGUCGUGCUCGGUGUCCCCGAAACUAUGUCGGACUACGAAGUCGGUACGGAAUUCCUCCGGAGGAUUGUUUUGGUCAACCUUGGCUGCGUCGAUGUAACCGAGGAACAAGAUCUCGACAAGUUCAAGAUGCUGCUCUUCAUGUGCCGGAAACUAUACGCACUGGUUGCCGGCGACUGUGCGGUUGACAAUCCCGACGCCGUCCAAAACCAGGAAAUCCUACUCGGUGGCUUCCUGUACGGUAUGGUGUUGAAGGAGCGUCUCGACGAAUUGUUGUCCGUCUCACUCAGGUUAGCAUUGCGCGACUAUUUGAGGAGGAACCCGUCCCAGUCUUUUACUUCGUCCGGCUUCACGAAAGACUUCCCCAUUGCCAUAUUCAGGAGGACGAAUGAGAACCUCGGAAAUGCACUGGAGUACUUCCUCUCUACGGGUAAUCUCCAGAGUCCAUCAGGUCUCGACUUGCAACAGACAUCGGGUUUCACCGUGGUGGCUGAGAAACUCAAUUUUCUGCGUUUCAUAAGCCACUUCCGCAUGGUUCAUCGUGGUAGUUUCUUUGCCCAACUGAAAACCACGACUGUCAGAAAACUGCUGCCGGAGUCUUGGGGCUUCCUGUGCCCAGUACACACCCCUGACGGCUCGCCCUGUGGAUUGUUGAAUCACAUGGCCCACAAGUGCAAGAUCAUCACGGACUCGGUGGACGUAUCCGCCGUCCCAGGAGUUGCCAUGGAGCUGGGGGUGAAUGACUACUCCUCCGCCGCUACCAGCGAGAGUGUCGUGGUGAUGCUUGACGGUAGGAUUAUCGGCUGGUGUACUCCAAAUGCCGCUAAAGCCGUUGCCGACAACCUACGGCGCUGGAAGGUGGAGGGCGGCCACGGUAUCCCCAUACUCCUAGAGAUCGGCUACGUGCCCCCAUCCAAGGGUGGGUCGUACCCCGGUAUCUACAUGUCUUCGCAGUCGUCUAGGAUGGUCCGGCCCGUCAAGUAUCUUCCCCUUGGAAAGGAAGACUUUGUCGGUCCCCACGAGCAGCCAUACAUGUCCAUCGCCUGUACCGAUGGCGAAGUCCUUCCAGGUGACUCGACACACGUCGAGUUCGACCCUACCCACAUCCUCUCCAUCCUAGCAAACAUGACCCCCUUUUCCGACUUUAACCAGUCGCCUCGCAACAUGUACCAGUGUCAGAUGGGGAAACAAACAAUGGGUACACCAGGGACUGCCCUCCGGCAUCGGACGGAUAACAAGAUGUAUCGCCUCCAGACAGGCCAGACACCUAUUGUCCGCGCUCCCCUGCACAACACGUAUGGCUUCGACAACUUUCCCAACGGUAUGAAUGCCGUGGUCGCUGUCAUCUCGUAUACGGGUUACGACAUGGAUGACGCCAUGAUCAUCAACAAGUCGGCCCACGAGCGCGGGUUUGGGCACGGCACGAUCUACAAGACCAAGAAGGUCAGCCUCAAGGACGACUCGAGGACGCGCACGUCCAAAACGAUCAGCAAGAUGUUCGGUUUCGCCCCCGGCAGCCCCGUCAGGGCGUCGGACCGCGAGAUGCUCGACGAGGACGGGCUGCCCUAUGUGGGACGGCUCGUUAGGGAGGGAGACAUCCUUUGCGCGUGGCACACUGUCUCGGCCGAUUAUAGCGGGCAACUGAUCAACAGGGAUGGCAUCACGCACUGGGAGCGAUACAAGGAGGCGGAAGACGCCUUCAUCGAGGAGGUGCGUGUGAUCGGCAGCGACUCGGGCACCGAACCCCUGCAGACCGUUUCGAUCAAACUUCGCAUCCCCAGAUCGCCCAUCAUCGGCGAUAAGUUCUCGUCACGCCACGGUCAGAAGGGUGUCGCCUCUCAGAAGUGGCCGGCCAUCGACAUGCCCUUUUCCGAGACGGGCAUCCAGCCCGACGUCAUCAUCAACCCCCACGCGUUCCCCUCGCGCAUGACCAUCGGUAUGUUCGUCGAGUCCCUAGCCGGCAAGGCAGGUGCCCUGCACGGCCUGGCGCAGGAUUCAACGCCGUUUAAGUUCAAUGAAGAGCACACAGCGGGCGAUUAUUUCGGCCACCAGCUGAUGAAGGCCGGCUACAACUACCACGGCAACGAGCCCAUGUACUCAGGCAUCACAGGCGAGGAAUUCGCCUGCGACAUCUACAUCGGCGUCGUUUAUUACCAACGGCUGCGUCACAUGGUGAACGACAAGUAUCAGGUGCGUACCACGGGCCCCGUAGUCCCGACGACGGGCCAGCCUAUCAAGGGCCGCAAGAAGGGUGGCGGUAUUCGUGUGGGAGAGAUGGAGCGCGACGCGCUACUGGCGCACGGCACAGCUUUCUUGCUGCAGGACCGCCUGCUGAACUGCUCCGACUACUCCAAGUCGUGGAUUUGCCGCGGCUGUGGGUCAUUCCUCGCGGUGCAGCCGACAGUAUCACCGUUUAUUGGGAAGCGGAAGCAAGUCGGCACCGUCCGUUGCCGAAACUGUGCGCAGCGCCUGGAUCAGAUUGAGGGGCUGGAUCUAAUGAAGCUGGACGGCGAGAUCUGGGAGGAUGGACAGGGAGUGCAGUGGAUCGGGGGUGAGAACACCGCCAUGGUGGUUGUUCCGGGGGCGCUGAAGUUCUUGGAUGUGGAGCUGGCGGCUAUGGGUGUGAAGUUGAAGUACCGGGUAGACACCAAGGACGCGAUUCGGAGGGGGCCCUUGAGGGCAACGGCACCGAAGGCGCUCCCGAACGUACCUGCGUCGGCGUAA
Molecule: messenger RNA, 3567 nt
Organism: Chaetomium globosum CBS 148.51
Lineage: Eukaryota; Fungi; Ascomycota; Sordariomycetes; Sordariales; Chaetomiaceae
Exons: 3
Coding region: 1-3567 (1188 amino acids)
Biological process (GO): DNA-templated transcription
Cellular component (GO): RNA polymerase I complex; nucleus
Molecular function (GO): DNA-directed RNA polymerase activity; DNA binding; ribonucleoside binding
Source: RefSeq, a predicted model, not a curated record